AUGACGAUUCCACUUAUUGGUAGACUUAGUUUACUGGAUUGGCCUUUGAUUAUUAUAUCCUUCACAUUGGCAUGGGUUGAGUUCAUCAUUUCAUUGAUAACAACUCUUUUACCAAGUAAAUUCAUCGAUUUUUGCACAUUUGUGACCAAACAAAUAUAUAAAUUUACCCCAAAUCCAAUUACUUUAAUUAUCAAACAGAAAAAGAUCGAUAUAAACGACGAAGAGAACAUCAAAUAUCUGUAUAUAAAAUCCGAUAUUCCCAAAUUCACCAAAAAGAGUUAUGAUUUGACUAUUGAAUUGUUGAAUUCCGAAAAUAUUGAACAGAUGGUCAGCUUAUUUGGAUAUGAAAUAGAAAGCAGAAUAGUCAGAACCCAAGAUGAUUAUUUAUUGAACAUCCAUAGAAUAAAAGGUAAAAAUAGACCAUCUAAUGGGAAAGUUAUCUAUCUACAUCAUGGGUUAUUAAUGUGCAGUGAAAUAUGGGUUACGAUGAUUGACAAGUAUCAGAACCUACCAUUUAUCUUGUAUGAUUUGGGUUACGAUGUUUGGUUGGGCAACAAUCGUGGUAACAAGUAUAGUCAAAAACAUUUAUUCUACAAUUUGAAUUCCAUUAAAUACUGGGAUUUUUCCAUUGAUGAGUUUGCAUUAUUUGAUAUCCCCAACACUAUUGAUUAUAUUUUACAGACCACCAAGAAAUCCAAAUUGACAUAUAUCGGGUUCAGUCAAGGCAGUGCCCAAGCCUUUGCUAGUGUAUCCGUUAAUUCCGAUUUGGCAGACAAAAUUGAUCAGUUAAUUGCCAUAUCUCCUGCAACAACGCCGCAUGGAUUAUAUUCAAAAUUCUUGGACAUCUUGUUAAAAUCAUCCCCCAAUGUGAUUUAUUUGUUGUUUAGUCGGAGAGUAUUAAUGCCUUCAUGUAUCUUUUGGGAGAGAAUAAUGUACCCACCAUUGUUUGAUAAUAUGAUAGAUAUAGCCAAUUAUUUGUUAUUUAAUUGGCGAGCCACAAACAUUACCAAAUUGCAGAAAUUAAGCAGUUAUGCACACUUGUAUUCUACAACAAGUGUCAAAUGUGUUGUUCAUUGGUUUCAAGUUAUGUCUUCGAAAAACUUUCAAAUGUAUCAUGAUUCAAACUCGAAUUUGUCAGGAUUAAAGCCAAUAAGUUACCCUUUGAAAAACAUCCAAGUCCCCAUCCGUUUGAUUUACGGAACAACAGAUUCGUUGGUUGAUAUAGAUGUCAUGAAGUCACAAUUGCCUAAGCUGACAACAAAAGCCUAUCCUGUAGAGAAUCAUGAGCAUUUAGAUAAUUUAUGGAGUAACGAUGUUUAUGAAGUAGUUUUCAAAAAAGUAUUAAAGUUUUUAGGGGAAGACACCGAUAAAGUAUAUGCAAGGUUGUUCCGUCAAAGUGAAGACACUAAGUUUAUUGAAGACACAAUUCCAGCCGAUGAAUCAUUUAUUGUUGAUGAUGGUGAAACGUUGCACAACAGCAGUAGUAAUGGGCAUCAAUCGUAUCUCAAAUCGGCUAACAAUGAAAGAUCAGCAACCAGCAGUGGUAAUAUUCAAGUCGAAUCGGAUAUCGUUAUUGAUUAUGAAAGACAACAAUCAAUUGGUGGCAAUAGUAUAUUUUUAUAG
Molecule: messenger RNA, 1623 nt
Organism: Candida dubliniensis CD36
Lineage: Eukaryota; Fungi; Ascomycota; Pichiomycetes; Serinales; Debaryomycetaceae
Exons: 1
Coding region: 1-1623 (540 amino acids)
Source: RefSeq, a predicted model, not a curated record